Molecule: messenger RNA, 3889 nt
Organism: Cannabis sativa
Lineage: Eukaryota; Viridiplantae; Streptophyta; Magnoliopsida; Rosales; Cannabaceae
Product: pentatricopeptide repeat-containing protein At5g01110
Exons: 5
Coding region: 368-2599 (743 amino acids)
Molecular function (GO): protein binding
Source: RefSeq, a predicted model, not a curated record
AACCCAAAUUUCAGUAUAUUUGUAAAUUGCCCUUCUCACUCGCUCAUUUCCAGACUCACACCCACAACCGAAACCAGCCCGCCACGGCCACCUUACAUUUCUCGGACAACCAAAACGGCAGCCAUCCUUCCCUUCUCGGCCUUCGCCACCCUUUCGGAUUUCAGCAGAGAAAUUAAGAGGUGAUGUAGGUAUGGAUGUAGGAAACAUUGCCUGACCUGCAACACAAAUGUGCAAAGCCAAUCUAAUGAAAAGUAAAGACUCAUAACUCAUAAGUCUAUAGCCUAUUCCAUUACUUGCAGAAUUUCAAUACCAAGAAGCCAUAAUAAGUGCAAAGCUUUUUUUCUUUUUUUCUUUUGUUCCUUUUCAAAUGGCUGCCCAACAGCUACUUCAAGAACCCAUCCUUAGAUCAUUCUCAACCUUGGUGAAACCUUUACGAAUACCAUAUUUAAAAAAUUUAUGGAUACCCUUUUGCUUUCCAAAAUCGUUCUCUAACGUUGGUGUUAUACCUUUCGAAAUUCAAGAAGAAGCCUCUGGAACUCCAAAUCGGGAAUCAGUUUCAUCAGAUUCUUUCUAUGUGGAGAAAAUUGUACUGGCUUUGAAGCAAGGUAAUCAUAAUUCACUGCGCAGUUAUCUAUUUCAGUUGAACCCAUUAGUUGUAGUUGAAGUCCUUAGUAGGUGUCGUGAAAAUUUUCAACUGGGUAUAAAGUUUGUUGAUUUGAUUUUGUUGGAUAGUCCCAAUAUGAAGUUUUCUUCAGAGUCCUUGAGUAUAAUGAUUCAUAUUCUGGUGCGUGGUCGGAGGUUGUCCGAUGCACAAGCGCUGGUGCUUAGAAUGGUGAGGAGGAGUGGCGUUUCGCGGAUUGAAGUUGUUGAGUCCUUUGUUUCAGCGUCAGAAAGUUUUGGCUCAAAUCCUUUGGUGUUUGAUUUAUUGGUUAGGACUUAUGUGCAAGCUAAGAAGCUGAGAGAAGGGUGGGAAGUGUUUCAAAUAUUGAGAAGCAAAGGUUUUCAUGUCUCUAUAAAUGCUUGUAAUAGUCUUCUAGGAGGGCUUGUGAAAGUUGGGUGGGUUGACUUAGCAUGGAAAGUAUAUGAAGAAGUACUUAGGAGUGGAAUUAAUUUGAAUGUUUUUACACUUAAUAUCAUGGUCAAUGCUUUGUGUAAAGAUGGAAAAAUUGAUGAUACCAAGUCGUUAUUGUCGAACAUGGAAGAGAAGGGGAUUCUUCCGGAUAUAGUGACAUACAAUACUUUGGUCAAUGCCUAUUGUCGCCAAGGGCUUUUAGAAGAGGCUUUUUAUUUAUUUAACUCUAUGUUGGGUAAGGGGUUGAGACCUGGACUUUUCACAUACAACACUAUGAUAAAUGGCUUGUGUAAAUUGGGAAAUUAUGCAAGAGCAAGGGAAGUUUUGGAUGAGAUGGUGCGAGUUGGAUUGAAUCCUGACACAUCUACAUACAAUGCAUUGCUUGUUGAGAGAUGUAGAAAAAAUAUUGUAAUGGAGGCUGAGGGGAUUUUUCGUGAAAUGUCAUGUCGAGGUGUUUCACCUGAUUUAAUUAGUUUUAGUGCUCUUAUUGGAAUGUUCACUAGAAAUGGAAAUCUUGAUCAGGCACUAGGAUAUUUUAGGAAUUUGAAAAAUGUAGGGUUGGUUCCAGAUAGUGUGAUAUAUACUAUCCUAAUAGAUGGAUAUUGUAAAAAUGGUCAAAUGUCAGAGGCAUUGAAAAUGAGAGAUAGAAUGAUUGAGCAAGGCUGUGUUAUGGAUGUGGUCACAUAUAAUACUAUUAUGAAUGGAUUGUGUAAGGAGAUGAUGCUUGCUGAUGCAGAACUUUUGUUUGGUGAGAUGAUGGAAAGGGGUGUCAUUCCUGAUUUUUAUACUUAUACCACACUGAUUCAUGGGUAUUGCAAGAGUGGGAAUAUGAGGAAAGCGCUAAAUUUGUUCCAUACAAUAACUGAAAGAAAUUUGAAGCCUGACAUUGUCACAUACAACAUAUUGAUUGAUGGUUUUUUCAAAGGUGGCGAAAUAGAGAAAGCAGAGGAAUUAUGGGAUGAUAUGAUUUCUAGAAGUAUAUUUCCUAAUCACAUUUCAUACGGCAUUCUUAUAAAUGGAUUCUGCAGCGUGGGUAAUGUACCUAAGGCGUUGAUGUUGUGGGACCAAAUGGUGAAAGAAGGUAUAAAACCUACUCUUGUGACUUGUAAUACUGUCUUAAAGGGGCACUGCAGGACAGGUGAUGUUGCAAAAGCAGAUGAGUUUUUGACGAAAAUGAUUUCUCGGGGAAUUAUUCCAGACAGCAUUACAUACAACACUUUGAUUAAUGGAUACAUAAACGAAGAGAAUCUGCACAAAGCUUUUGUUUUGACUAGCAAGAUGGAAGAUCAAGGGUUGUUGCCAGAUGUUAUUACAUACAAUGUUAUUUUAAAUGGAUUCUGUCGGCAGGGUAGAAUGCAAGAAGCUGAGCUAGUACUACAGAGGAUGAUUGAAAAAGGUGUGAAGCCUGAUAAAUCAACAUAUACAUUUUUGAUUAAUGGACAUGUGUCACAGGACAACUUGAAAGCAGCAUUCCGCUACCAUGACGAUAUGCUACAGAAAGGUUUUGUACCAGAUGAUAAGUUUUAAUGAUCAAUUCCUUGGAGCUGAAGGUUUUGUUCCAUCUAUACUAAUUAUCUUGGUUCAGAGGUGGCAUCAUAUUCAAGUCCAUCCUUGUUUUUAGAUGUUGCCAAGUUACAAAGGAUCAUCAGAAAUAAGAGAUGGUCUUGCAUAGUAUGAAGUCAGUAAAAUGUUACUUCAUCUGUAGACGAAAAAAAGCUUCUCAAUCAAGCUAUUCUCAAUGGACAUUGUUGUUAGGGAUUCUGGAUGUGCUCCUGUGAGAUAAAUGGAAAAAAGAUAUGGAUUUUUGGAGCUUUCAACAUUGAGCGAAACCUGUCAAUCAAUGAUUUGAAGACAAGCUCCGGUAUAUCAUUUCAGGGGUUUAGAGAAUCUGCAAGAGUAUGUUUAAAAAGCAUUUGAAAAGUCGUAUGGAUAUCUUAAUAAGACUGAAUGAACCUUUUGACAAGUCAAACAACUUCACCUCCAAUGUUUUCUACUUUAGCUCUGGUAUAGGUUCAAGACUACUCAGGUAUGCUUAUCAUUGCUAUUAGUAUGGCAUUAAUCGUCUUUGUUUAUAUCUUAGGAAUAAAUUACUAUAAUUCGUCCUCGCUUACAAAUCAGUCGACAUUUUUCAUAAAUUUGACUAGCGAAGGCUCUGAUUUUCAUUAUUUAAUUGAACUUAAAGUAUACCAUGGGUCUCUGCUUAUUGUCUCAUGCUAUUAUCUCGUGAAGUAACUUUGUGUUAGUUUUGAGCUUUUACAGCCGGCAUGUCCUGUUAUAACUUGAGAAGAAUUUAGAAAUAUCCCUUGAGCCAACAGUGAUGAGAAUAAUAUAGGAUAAUGGACACUAACCAGAAACGGAAACUCUUGUUGUUUAUUUGGCUUGCAGAAUAUUGUCUAGGACACCAAGGAAUUCAAUUUUCUGGUUUUGGUUGCUGAAUAUGCUUUUGGACACAACCCAGAAACUCAUGUUGCUAGUUUGGUUGUUGAAAAUCUUCUAGGACACAUUCUUAUAAACUUACAAUAAAAAUUUAGUUGUUGAAAAUGGUCUAAGACACUAACAUGUAACCCAUAUUUCAGGUUUGGCUGCUGAAAAUAGUCUGGACACCUGCCAGGAAUCUGUGUUGCCAGUUUGUUUGUUAAAUACAGUCUAGGACACUAAGCAGAACUUGUAUUGUUGAUUUGAUUGUUGAAAGUGAUAUUGGACAAUAUCCAAAAAUUAAUGUUGCUGGUUUGGUUGCUAAACAACCAUGUACAAAAUUAAUGUGGGUGAUUGGCAUUGUAUUCUUACCGAGAUUAUUGAGUUUUGUAAUUCGUUCGA